AUGGCUGUGGUCCUCCAUGGGAACGCCGCCCGCCAUUGGAAUGUCGCCAGCCUCGUCACUUUCCGACACACCCCUCUUGAGCUCAUCGUUGACGUCUAUGAGGCCAACACGGACCACAUCUUCGUACACCUUGUCCCACGCAUCUUGGGUCGACUUGCCGCCCCUCCUCUUGGUUGUGGAUGCCACUUCGUGGGUGACAUGGAUGACUUCUUCCUGGGAGCUACCGACUACUAUGUGGACUACGCCCUUCUUCCAGAGUGCCUGGUUGGGGGACGUGACAGAUUGGAUCGUGGGUGUCCUUUCUCUCUGGUGGACAUCCUCAUGCAUCGUAACUUCCACCGGCUUGCCUCCUCCUGUUCCUCUCUAUGUCAUGCCUACUACUUUGUCGAUUACCGGGGCGACUUCCUCCUGUACUACCUGGAGUGCUGUGUGGACUACGUGGACGACUUCCUCCUGGACAACCUGCUCCUGGACUACCUGGAUGGACAUCCUGAUGGAGACGAUUGUGAGGGUGACAUGAUGACUGACUAUGCUGUCGAAGAGAUGAUGUACUGUGCCCCUACGACUACCACAACUUCUUCUUCGACGGACCCCCAGUUCCCGGUGGUCGAUGUGGGACAUACUGACAUGGAGGGUGAUGUUGCCAGUGGACUCCCAUCCCCUGCUCCGGUGAGUGCAGGCACGCUCCAGGACUUUACGUUGCAGGAGCUCAUCGACGCGAAUGUCUUGACGGGUGUAAACCCAGCUGGACAGACUGAGUCUCCUCUUCUCGCCUCCCUCAAUCAGUCACUCCCUGAAUUUGCGCUCGUCCACGAAGAAGCUGCUAAUCGACCCCGGGGAGUGGACCCAGCUUACGACAUGCUUGCAAGUCCUGCCUACGAGCUCCAUGUACAAUGGUCUCGUCGAUGGCGGGGAUUCGUGGCCCAGAUCGUCCACCUGGCGUUGGAGCAGUCGAAUCAGAACGCGGCGGAGGCUAUCGCUACCCUUCGGGACAGGGAGGUGCACCGCAACAAUAUGGAGAACGCCAGACGAUUGGAGGAGAUGCGGCGUCCUUUGGGUGUCCAUGCUGGUCACAAGAGAACCCAUGAGCAAAUGAGCCAGAUUACGACCUCUGGAGCAUCGUCGUCACAUGAUCCUCCUCCACCCUCGCUGGUCGUCCCGGCCAGACCGCCUCCGCCUAGUACUUCGGGGCGACCUAGUUCUGGGGUGCCUUCCGUGGAUGCACCGAGGCCGAUGAUGAAUCCGACGACUCCCUACCUUAUACCUUCGGCCCCGGGGUGGAACAUUGAGGAGACACCACAAUAUGCAAAUGUACCAGAUGUGGACGAUGUCCUCGCAGAAAUCAUGUCCACCACUCCCACCUCGACAAUCUUAGCGGCGAAUGUGGACCAGACUGGGAUGAUAUCUUCCUCUACUACCACAUCGCUUGUCGAUGUUGUUGGGGGAGAUGCUACGGGCGGAAUUGAGGACGACUACCUGGAUGGUGAAGUUGAUUGGGGAGCAGAACCUGGUGUCCGACCAGCACGGGAGGAUGUGGUUGAGGAGGAGGCCGAAUUUGAUGAGUUUGAUGAGCCAGAGGAUGAUGGGAGAGGAGUUGGUCCUAUUGAGACUCCACGCUCACCCAGUGGGAUGGUGACAGCAGGCUCGUUUCCACUCCCCGGACGUGCUGAAGCUCUUGCGCAGCGCAUCGCCUACCUCAUCCUCCGCGAUCUGUUGGCCAUCCUUGAAGAUGUUGACGCUAUGACUUCAGCAUCAAGGACACCAGUCCAUGCUGAGGUUGGCUCUACGGGUCCACUGGGGUCUCCACCUGAGCAAGUACAACCUGGUGAUUUCCUGGAUGGUGCCCAGCAUGACUCCGAUGGUGACAUGGUUAUGGCUUUGGAUGAAGAAGAGGAUGGGGAAGCACAACCGGCCGUGGACUACGCGUCGUCUAGUGCCUCCUGA
Messenger RNA from Symbiodinium sp. CCMP2456, 1944 nucleotides. The record is from the annotation of a GenBank genome assembly. Lineage: Eukaryota; Dinophyceae; Suessiales; Symbiodiniaceae.